Drosophila subobscura is the source of this 2431-nucleotide messenger RNA. Its product is annotated as RING finger protein 37. The record is from RefSeq and is a predicted model, not a curated record. The transcript is spliced from 2 exons. Gene Ontology annotation, molecular function: ubiquitin-ubiquitin ligase activity; ubiquitin protein ligase binding. Gene Ontology annotation, biological process: protein polyubiquitination. NCBI's taxonomy places the organism in Eukaryota, Metazoa, Arthropoda, Insecta, Diptera, Drosophilidae. Gene Ontology annotation, cellular component: nucleus. The coding region runs from base 372 to 1865 and encodes 497 amino acids.
CUGAUUGCAAAGGCGAUAACAUACGCACAUUUUCGAUAAUUCGAAAGAUUUAUAAAUUUAUAAAUAUUGCAAAAGGCGAUAAUUGUCAAGUGCGUAAUAAGAUGCUAGCUAAAUCGCUGCCCAGCAUCAAGGAUAGGGAAUUGUAAGAGCUCUGCCUUUUCAUGCUUGGACGGUGAUUACGCCAGCUGCAACGCAACAGACAGACAGGAGGCUGUCGCUGAGACGCAGAGCAGAGGCAGUGACGCCAUUUUCUGUGCGAAUAAAGAGCAGGUGGGGCCACACCACACCACAGCACACCAGAGAAACACGAGCUGUGCUGGCUCGUGACCAACUGCAGCGUUUGAGAUUAGAGCGCACUCGAGAGGAGAGGCAUGAGUAGCCUAAUCAACUUCCUCAACCCCAAACUCAAGCCUUCCGUGGAAUGCGAGGCCGUGUGCGAGGACGGCUACACAGCCGACAACCUGAUAGCUAACGAUGGGGAGCAGCUGGAGCGAGGUUUCAUGUGUUUCGCCGUCUGCAAGCCGCCCGUUGAGAUCGUCUUUGACUUUCCCAAAGCCAUCGACAUGAAGGUCAUUAAGCUGUGGCACACCUCAGGCGCCUUCCGGUCCACGGCCUUCGAGGUGCACAGCAAGUACGACGGCAUUUGGGAGCGCGUGGCCAACGUCCGCGACCUGUCCAAGGGCGUUGACUCCGUGACUUUCUGUUACCAGAGCGACUACAAUUCCCGCAGCAGCGCGGCCGCCGCCCAGCAGCAGAGCGAGAAGGUUUUCUUCUUCAAGACGGCCCACAAAAUACUGGCCAACACGAACAGCGUAAAGAUCGUGAUUCGCGCCACGGAACGCUGUCCACCGGUGCUCCGCAAGAUUCAAAUCUGGGGCCUGCCUGCCCGCUCCCUGGACAAGGGCGACCGCGAGUUGAUGAAAACCAUUUGGAGCGAGAUUAGCGAUCCGUUCGGACAGCGGGACCAGGCUCAGCAUCCAGCUGGACAGCGUUCACCCUCUCGCCACAUACCUGAGCUGCGCGAGCAGUCGACGCUGUCGCUACCCGAAGAGUUCCUCGACUCCCUCACCUGGGAGCUAAUGAUCUUUCCCACGGUGCUGCCCUCCGGCAAGGUGGUUGACCAGUCCACAAUUGACAAGCACGCUGUGGAGGAGGGCAAGUGGGGCCGCCAGCCCUCCGAUCCCUUCACAGGACUCGAAUAUACCUCACAGCGCAAAGCAGUAAUGAACCUCGCCCUCAAGGCGCGCAUCGAAAAGUUCCUAAUGGAUAACUCGGAGCACUUUAAGACUGUGCCCCGUUCGCUGGGUAGCUCACGAAUGCGCCGCCGCCACGCCUCCCAGUUCGCCAGCAGCAUGUGCCAGCCGGGACAGGGUAGUACCGCCGCCGGGACCUACUCCUCGCUCUCUAGCGCGUACAAGCAUCAGCAGCGCAAGACCAAAUCCACCGUCACCUUCACGGCCACCUCAUCUACGGCGGCUUUCCCAGGCCAGUCCCCCGCCUCGCCGCCGGCUGCGAAGCGGGCCAGACACAGCCACCACUCGGCCAGUGCUACCGUCACGGCCAGCAGCGUUCACCAGUCGCUUGCAGUCGCAUCUACCUCGACGACAGGUCCGUCUUCCAUUGACCAGGCCCUCCAGCAGGCUUUGCAGAAGAUCACCCGCUUCACCCAGGUCGGAUCCGUUGCAGGAUCUGGAACACCGCCCCGCUGCAUCAACUGCCGCAGCAGUCAAUUUGGCUACGAGAUCCGCACCUGUCAGCAUCUGGUCUGUCGCGAGUGUCUCGUCCUGCUGUCGUCGACCCAGCAGUGCGUGUGCAAGGUCAGCUUCCGGGGGGCGGACGUCGAGCGCUACCACAAGCUGCCGUAGUACCGUAGUGGAUGGAGAUGGACAUGGACCCCUUUUCUUAGUCGUACCGUAGUUUAAUGCUUCGAUAUAGAUUCGUUUGUAAGUGCUUUUGUUGCCAAUCUGGGAACUGCGUCCUGCAGCUGCAACCUGCGACCAUUCUCAAACCUGUAAUUGCAAUAUUUACCUUUUUGGCGAUCUUUGCAAUAUGCCUUCAGUCAUCAGACCCUCAUUUUUCAGUUUUAAGUGAAUCGCUUUAGCCCCGUGGCCUCAACCUACGAUUAGUUCUACUCAUAUCAGACUGGAUUUUAGGAGAGGAGGUGAAAGAAGCGGAGGGGAGACUCAGAUUCAAGCCAAAAUGUGUACACUCGAGUUGGUGAGGCAUCCGCCACCAUACCACGGAUCGUUGGGCGUUCCCAAUUUCAGUAUGUAUCAGUAUCAGGUCACUUUUUUAGUCAUAGAACAGAUUAGAAGUAGAGCGCGCAUAGUUUUUGUAGACCAUUUAUACAAUCCCCAAAAGACAGGAUAUUUAGCGCGUGAUUUAUAUAUUCAUACCAAUUAUAUAGAAUAAAGAAUAAAAUAAAAACUAA